Heterocephalus glaber (naked mole-rat) is the source of this 3525-nucleotide messenger RNA. RefSeq names its product transient receptor potential cation channel subfamily C member 3 (gene Trpc3). Gene Ontology annotation, cellular component: plasma membrane; cation channel complex. Lineage: Eukaryota; Metazoa; Chordata; Mammalia; Rodentia; Bathyergidae. Gene Ontology annotation, biological process: regulation of cytosolic calcium ion concentration; calcium ion transmembrane transport; single fertilization. Gene Ontology annotation, molecular function: store-operated calcium channel activity; inositol 1,4,5 trisphosphate binding; protein binding. The record is from RefSeq and is a predicted model, not a curated record.
CCCAGAGCGCGGACCGCCGCUGGCGCGAUGUCCACCAAGGUCAGGAAGUGCAAGGAGCAGGCGAGGGUGACCUUCCCCGCGCCGGAGGAGCAGGAGGAGGACGAAGGGGAGGACGAGAGCGCGGAGCCGCAGCGCCGCCUCCGCCGGGGCUGGAGGGACGUCAACGGGGGGCUCGAGCCACCCCGCUCCUGCCCGCCGCCCCGCUCCCCGGGCCCGGACGAGUUCAUGGAGGGAAGUCCAUCCCUGAGGCGCAUGACGGUGAUGCGGGAGAAGGGCCGGCGCCAGGCGGUCCGGGGUCCAGCCUUCAUGUUCAACGACCGGGGCACCAGCCUCACGGCCGAGGAGGAGCGCUUCCUCGACGCCGCCGAGUACGGCAACAUCCCAGUGGUGCGCAAGAUGCUGGAGGAGUCCAAGACGCUGAACGUCAACUGCGUGGACUACAUGGGCCAGAACGCACUGCAGCUGGCCGUGGGCAACGAGCACCUGGAGGUGACCGAGCUGCUGCUCAAGAAGGAGAACCUGGCGCGCAUCGGCGACGCCUUGCUGCUGGCCAUUAGCAAGGGCUACGUGCGCAUUGUGGAGGCCAUCCUCAACCACCCCGGCUUCGCCGCCACCAAGCGCCUCACCCUGAGUCCCUGCGAGCAGGAGCUGCAGGACGACGACUUCUACGCCUACGACGAGGACGGCACGCGCUUCUCUCCGGAUAUCACGCCCAUCAUCCUGGCGGCGCACUGCCAGAAGUACGAGGUGGUGCACAUGCUGCUGAUGAAGGGCGCCAGGAUCGAGCGGCCGCAUGACUACUUCUGCAAGUGCGGGGACUGCACAGAGAAGCAGCGGCACGACUCCUUCAGCCACUCGCGCUCGAGGAUCAACGCCUACAAGGGGCUGGCCAGCCCGGCGUACCUGUCCCUGUCCAGCGAGGACCCGGUGCUCACGGCCCUGGAGCUCAGCAAUGAGCUGGCCAAGCUGGCCAACAUCGAGAAGGAGUUCAAGAAUGACUACAGGAAGCUGUCCAUGCAAUGCAAAGACUUCGUAGUGGGUGUGCUGGAUCUUUGCCGGGACUCAGAAGAAGUAGAAGCCAUUCUGAAUGGAGACCUGGAAUCCACAGAACCUCUGGAAGUGCAUAGGCAUAAAGCUUCAUUGAGUCGUGUCAAACUUGCCAUUAAGUAUGAGGUAAAAAAGUUUGUAGCUCACCCCAACUGCCAGCAGCAGCUUUUGACGAUUUGGUAUGAAAACCUCUCAGGCCUUCGGGAACAGACCAUUGCAAUCAAGUGUCUGGUUGUGCUGGUGGUGGCCUUGGGUCUUCCAUUUCUCGCCAUUGGCUAUUGGAUUGCACCUUGCAGCAGGCUGGGGAAAAUCCUGCGAAGCCCUUUCAUGAAGUUUGUGGCACAUGCCGCUUCGUUCAUCAUCUUCCUGGGCCUGCUGGUGUUCAAUGCCUCCGACAGGUUUGAAGGGAUUGCCACACUGCCCAACAUCACCGUCAUUGACUACCCCAAACAGAUCUUCAGAGUGAAGACCACCCAGUUCACAUGGACCGAAAUGCUCAUUAUGGUCUGGGUUCUUGGAAUGAUGUGGUCUGAGUGUAAGGAGCUCUGGCUGGAAGGACCUAGAGAAUAUAUUUUGCAGUUGUGGAAUGUUCUUGACUUUGGGAUGCUUUCCAUCUUCAUUGCUGCUUUCACAGCCAGAUUCCUGGCUUUCCUGCAGGCAACUAAAGCCCAGCAGUAUGUGGACAGUUAUGUCCAAGAGAGUGACCUCAGUGAAGUCACACUCCCACCAGAGAUACAGUAUUUCACUUAUGCUAGAGAUAAAUGGCUCCCUUCUGACCCUCAGAUCAUAUCUGAAGGCCUUUACGCUAUAGCUGUCGUGCUCAGCUUCUCUCGGAUCGCGUAUAUCCUCCCUGCCAACGAGAGCUUUGGCCCCUUACAGAUCUCUCUUGGAAGGACUGUGAAGGACAUAUUCAAGUUCAUGGUCCUCUUUAUUAUGGUGUUUCUGGCAUUUAUGAUUGGCAUGUUCAUACUUUAUUCUUACUACCUUGGGGCCAAAGUAAAUGCUGCUUUUACCACUGUAGAAGAAAGUUUCAAGACUUUGUUUUGGUCAAUAUUUGGGUUGUCUGAAGUGACUUCAGUUGUGCUCAAGUACGAUCACAAAUUCAUAGAGAAUAUUGGAUACGUUCUUUAUGGAAUAUACAAUGUAACUAUGGUGGUCGUUUUACUCAACAUGUUAAUUGCUAUGAUUAAUAGCUCAUAUCAAGAAAUUGAGGAUGACAGUGAUGUAGAAUGGAAGUUUGCGCGUUCAAAACUCUGGUUAUCCUAUUUUGAUGAUGGAAAAACAUUACCUCCACCCUUCAGUCUGGUUCCCAGUCCAAAAUCCUUUGUUUAUUUCAUCAUGCGGAUCAUUAACUUUUCCAAAUGCAGAAGGAGAAGGCUGCAGAAGGAUCUGGAGAUGGGACUGGGUAACUCAAAGUCUAGGUUGACAAAGUGCUUUGCUGUACAUUUGAGCCUCGAGCCGCACUUUGAGUUAAACCUCUUCACUCAGUCUAACUCAAGAGUUUUUGAAUCACACAGUUUUAACAGCAUUCUCAAUCCGCCAACACGUUAUCAGCAGAUAAUGAAAAGACUUAUAAAGCGGUAUGUUUUGAAAGCACAAGUAGACAAAGAAAAUGAUGAAGUUAAUGAAGGUGAAUUAAAAGAAAUCAAGCAGGAUAUCUCCAGCCUUCGUUAUGAGCUUUUGGAAGACAAGAGCCAAGCAACCGAGGAAUUAGCCAUUUUAAUUCAUAAACUGAGUGAGAAACUGAACCCCAGCCUGCUGAGAUGUGAAUGAUGUGAACGCCUGGAAUUCUGACUUCAAACAUAGCACAAAUGUGGGCAAUAAUAUUUCUAAGUAUGAAAUACUUGAAAAACUAUGGUGUACAUUUUUAGCAUUAAGUAUCUUUAUCAUGUUACUAAUUAGGUCUCGAUUUCACUGUUUUACCACAUGAAAAUGCAUUUUAAUUGUCUGCCUUGAUAUUAUAAACAAUUUGACAUUACCUUUGUAUUUAAAGGCCCAAUAUUACUACAUUAUUGAUGUUUUUGUCCCUUUUAGAGUAUAUUCUAUGUCUUUGCACUACUUGUUUGCCUACAAGAGACUGUCAAGUGCUUGGGGACAGGGACCAUGUCAUAUUCAUCUUUGUGUCUCCCAGCAUCUAGUACAGUGCCUGGUCCAUAGUAGGUGCUCAAUAAAUGUUUCAGCCAAAUGAAUUGACUGCCAUAAAAUACAAAUAAAAAUAAAAGAUCAUAACUAUGUAGCAUUCCUUCCCUUGUCCAAGUGCUGAAGAGAUUUUUUUAAUAGAAACUGAAGAAAUUUUACAACCAGUUAUGACUUGGUAAGAAUUUCUUAGAGCUUUAGGCAUUACUGAUAAUCCUAGAACCAUUGAGCCCUGAGUGAAUAAUUUAACAAUGAAAUGGCUUAAUAGAAAAUAUAAUUACAUUAUAUAUUUAAGUUUCCAAAAUUGUUCAAAACAACACAUUAAAAGAUUUUUCUAAAAUA